AACGAAAAGUCCACCAGACUGUCGCAAACAAUAACAAGAGGUUUGCACCAGUUGCAGCAGGACACAGUGGCCGGGUUGUGCGGUCAAGUUGCAUUAUUCACUUUCUACAAGACCUGCUUGCAGGGAGCUCCCCAGGCUGUUCACUCCCCUGACCAACCAACUUCGGAGGGAUUGGUUCGUUCACAGCAAAGGCGCAUGUACUGACGGCCCCUUUCACACAAUCACUCUGGCCUUUCUCGCCUCAUUUUUUUCUGAUAAAUGCGGGUACCCGUUGCAACAUUCUAGUUUUGACAUACUGCUGUGAAAGUUGAGGGAGAUGGAUCCGGAGAAAGGCAGGCAAGGGUACGAAGCUCAUUACUCCAACGACGAGCAACAGGCGUCCAUGCUGCGGCCAGUGUCGGAGCCGGCAGGGAAGAGAGAGAACCAGCAAUGCAGCUUCAAGCGCCGAGUGAUGAUUGUGGUGCUGAUUUUGUUUCUGUUAAUUUUGCUCCUUGGAUGUGGACUUGGACUUGGCCUCAGAUCACAUAGACAAGUGGCAGUUGACAGCUGGAAAUGCACUAAGUCGCGCUGUGGUGAGAAACACUCGACAGAAACCCAUUGUUCAUGCUCUGAUGACUGCAUCCAGAAGAACAAUUGUUGUACCAAUUACAAUAGUAUCUGUAAAGGUGAGAAAACCUGGUUGCAAGAUGAUUGUGAAGAUGUUGACACGCCUCAGUGCCCAGAAGGGUUUUUACAGCCUCCUUUGAUCUUGUUUUCAUUAGACGGAUUCAGAUUUGAUUAUUGGCAGAAGUGGAAGAGUUCUGUGCCUGUUACAGACAAACUGCGUACCUGUGGUGUGCAUACUUCAUAUUUGACGCCAGUGUACCCAACCAAAACCUUUCCUAACCACUACACGGUCAUCACAGGUCUAUAUCCAGAAUCUCAUGGUGUAAUUGGAAAUCGCAUGUAUGACGUGGAGAUGAAUGCCUUUUUUAGCCUUCGAACUGAGGAGAAGUUCAAUCCCCUUUGGUACAAAGGACAACCCUUGUGGUUGACAGCUAUGUAUCAGGGUCUGAAGGCAGGUACCUUUUUCUGGCCUGGGUCUGAAGUCAAGAUAAAUGGAUCAUAUCCAAAUUUUUACAAACUGUAUGAUAGUUCUAUUUCAUUUGAAGAAAGAAUUUACACAGUUCUUAAAUGGCUUGAUUUGCCAAAGGAAACCAGGCCUGACUUUUACACCCUAUAUUUGAGGGAACCAGAUAAUUCAGGGCAUAUACAUGGGCCUAAUAGCAACAAAGUGGCGGAAGCACUAGAAAAAGUCGACAUGAUAGUGGGAAUGCUGAUGGAUGGGCUCAAGCAAAGAAACCUACAGCAAUGUGUCAAUCUUAUUCUGAUAUCUGACCAUGGAAUGGAAGAAAUUGACUGUGAUAAGGUUGAAUAUAUGAGUAACUAUUUAGAUAACAUUCAGAACAUGGAGAUGCGUUAUGGAGCAGCUGGUCGAAUAAGAGCCAAAAAUGUCCCUGACGAAUAUUUCACAUUUGAUUCAGAAGGCCUUGUAAAAAAGCUUGCUUGCAGAUCACCAAGUCAACACUUUAUACCCUAUCUGAAGCAAUUCUUGCCAAAGCGCUUCCAUUAUGCCAACAGUAGAAGAAUCGAAGACGUUCAUUUGUAUUUGGAUCCACAAUGGCAGGCCAACCUGAAGCCUCCGAUGAAAUAUUGUACAGGGGGAUUUCAUGGUUCUGAUAAUCAAUUCAAGAACAUGCAGACCAUCUUUCUAGGCCAUGGGCCUGCCUUUAAAGCCAAAACUGAAGUUCAACCCUUUUUAAACAUUGAAGUCUACAAUCUGAUGUGCGAUUUGUUGCAGAUCACUCCUGCACCCAACAAUGGAACUCAUGGAAGUCUAAAUCAUCUCUUGAAGAAACCUGUCUACAAUCCAACCCAUUCCAAGGAAGUAUCCUCGACAUCAUCUUGUUCUUCAACAAAAUUUAGACCAACUGUUAUUCCACAAACAAACUGUGAAUGCAGUUCUCUGGAAUCGUUACCAGCAGAUGCAUGCAAGGAAUUAAAACUCUCCUCAAUUGAAGUUGAAGGGGCUAAUGAACAUCACUUGCCAUAUGGACGACCAAGAGUUUUGCAGGACAACAGUAACUGGUGCCUCCUGCAUCAACAUUUGUAUGUAAGUGGAUACAGCCAUGACAUUCUAAUGCCAUUGUGGAGUGCAUACACUAUCAACAAAUCUGAAAAUUCAGUUGCUCCUUUACCAAACAUUCUAGACUGUGUGCUUGUUGAUGUUCGAAUUCCUUCUACCGUAAACCAAAGUUCAUACAUUAAUAAAGAUCAGGACAUAACUUAUGGAUUCCUUUAUCCACCCAACUUGCAAUCUGGACAAUAUCAAUUUGAAGCUCUAUUCACCAGCAACCUUGUACCUAUGUACAAAGCCUUCCAAAAGAUAUGGAAUUAUUUUCAUAAUGUUUUGCUGCUGAAGUAUACUGAGCAGAGAAAUGGCAUCAAUGUGAUCAGUGGACCUGUGUUUGAUCUAAAUUACGAUGGGCAGUUUGAUACUCCUGACAUGAUCCAGGGGAAAGUAAAGAAUGCAGAAAUCCCUAUUCCGACUCACUACUAUAUCAUCAUUACCAAUUGCAAGGACACCUUGAAAACUCCCCUAACAUGUAAUACCUCACUGGAUGUAUUGGCUUUCAUUCUGCCUCACAGACCUGACAACAGUGAGAGCUGUGCCGAUGGCAAAGAGGAAUCUCAGUGGGUUGAGGAGCGAAUCUGGGCCCACCGAGCACGAGUGAGGGACGUGGAGCUAAUCACAGGACUUGAUUUUUAUCAGGACAGAAAGCAGCCAGUCAAUGAGAUUUUACAGCUAAAGACAUAUCUGCCAACAGUUGAAGCCAAAAUAUAAUUUUUAUUUUUAAAAGGCCUGUGAAGUAUGCCAUGACACUUUCACUUUCAUAAUAUAUUUAUUUUGUUUAUACAUAAACGUAAUUAUGAAAUUCAGCGCUUUGAAUGUGCUUCAAUAGAAGUUCGAGUAAUGCCGAAGAGUUUUGGGCACACAAUGUAAUUAAAGUGCAGUACAAUGAAAUCUUAUCAAAUUCAUUGGGAGUUUUCACCUACUUUUGUUUUCAACUUCAGAUUAUUUUGGGAUUUACCAUGCAUGUCUAGGUUCAUGUAUUUGUUACCAUUUGGCUUCAAGAUAUAAUAAAUCUUCGAAACCAGCCUGCACAAACCAACAAUUCUUAUCACACCUGGAAGACCUCAAGUACGUGACCUGAAAUUAAAUACACUGCUUUAUUUAUCUGCAUAAUAUAAUCCAUAUAUCAAUUUGCACCAUCAAUAAUCACCAUAAAAGUGUAAUUGGUAGAAUAAGAGUCAUACAGUAAUACAUUACUAAAUGUUAUAACCUGGAAAAUUAUAUUUUGUUAUGGGUAUUACUUAGCAUAAGUAGGUAGUUUCCAAAUUAAAUCUGCAGCUGGGGUUUUGUAAAUAAGGUUUCAGGUAGUAACAAUAGGGUAGCACGGUGGCUCAGUGGUUAGCACCGUUGCCUCACAGUGCCAUGGACCUGGGUUCGAUUCCACCCGUGGGCAACUGUCUGUGUGGAGUUUGCACAUUCUCCCCAUGUCUGUGUGGGUUUCCUCCAGGUGCUCCUGUUUGUUCCCACAGUCCAAAGAUGUGCAGGUUAUCUGGAUUGGCCAGGCUAAAUUGCCCGUAGUGUUCAGGGAUGUGUAGCUUAGGUGAGCUAUAAGGGAAUGGAUCUGGGUGGGAUGUUCCAAGGGUCAGUGUGGAGUUGUUGGGCCAAAGGGCCUGUUUCCACCCUGUAGAGAUUCAAUUCUAUGAUAACAUGUUCGGCAGUAUUCAACAGUUGUACUGAUUCAACUUUUGUUAGCAUGUCUUUUAUUGUCUCCCUUAUUAAUGAUCUUCUUAAUAUCCUUUGUUAGCCUUCCUAAACAAUCUUUCUUUCAAAAUUUUGCAGGUACGUUUUCCCAAUAUCACCUCUAAAACUAUUUCAAAUUAUAGAUAUAUGACAGUAAACCAUUACUUACCAGUAAUUGAACAUGACUGGGACCAUUAAUGGAAAUAAGUACUGUCUCUUCAGUUAUUUGAAAGGAGGCAAUUCAGUUAGAAUGGUAUCAAAUUAAUUAUUUUAAUAGCAUUAUUUUAAAUGAAAUAAAACUAGUUAUUAAAGAAUUUUACAGCACUAGGUUAUUGCUCAUACAAGCAGGGAGAUCAAUUCAAUUGUGCUAGUUCUAUAUAGAUGUAAUUUUUGGAAAUUCAGCAAUCAUGAUCAGGAAUUAAACAGUCCUUCCAUAAGCAUAUGGAUGAUGAUGGGAUAGUGUAGAGGGAUGAGUUCACAGGUCGGUGCAACAUCAAGGGCCGAAGGGCCUGUUCUGCGCUGUAUUGUUCUAUGUUCUAUGAAUUUCCUCACCUCAACUUCAGUUUAGAUGUAUUGAAUGGCAUUUCUGCUGAACUUCCAGCAGGACAGAAGAAGGUUUGUAUCCAUAGGAACAAAUGACUGGGUGUGGGAGUGGGCAAUUUGACCCUUUCAGCCUGCUCUACUGUGCAGUAAUCGAAUAAUUGUGGCUGAUCCAGUUGUGGUCUCAGUUUCAGUUUUAUGAUUGUAUCCCAUUACCCAUGAUUCCCUUGUCGAUCAGAAAUUCAGCCUCGAAUACGUUCUAAGACCAAGCCUUCCAUACUCUAAUGAUCCCUGAAAGAGAGAAAAAAAAUUCCCAUGUCUCUGUCCUAAAAUUGAGAGCUAUUCUAAAUUUUUUUUUCCUGCUUUUUGUAUCCCUACAAAGGGAACCAUCCUUGAGGAGUUUCCUGUGUCCAGUGUCCCCAAGAUCUUAUCUGUUUUCCAAUAUUCAUUGAUACAAAAUAAACUCACCAGUUUCCACAUUAGAAAAAGGAGAUGGCUUAUGCUGAUUAUUCCUUUAUAGUAUUGUCUGUAUUAUAAUAUUGAUUCAAUUAAUGUAACAGGAACACUGUUAUAAUGUAACCUAUAAUUUUCCUAAUUUGCUGCAGUGUACAUUUGUAAUGAUUUUGUUCCUCAGAU
Messenger RNA from Stegostoma tigrinum, 5029 nucleotides. RefSeq names its product venom phosphodiesterase 2-like. The transcript has 24 exons. The coding region runs from base 317 to 2884 and encodes 855 amino acids. Gene Ontology annotation, biological process: nucleoside triphosphate catabolic process; inorganic diphosphate transport; ATP metabolic process. Gene Ontology annotation, cellular component: cell surface. Lineage: Eukaryota; Metazoa; Chordata; Chondrichthyes; Orectolobiformes; Stegostomatidae. The record is from RefSeq and is a predicted model, not a curated record. Gene Ontology annotation, molecular function: nucleic acid binding; dinucleotide phosphatase activity; metal ion binding.